Daphnia carinata is the source of this 1712-nucleotide messenger RNA. RefSeq names its product cuticle protein 18.7-like. The coding region runs from base 526 to 1155 and encodes 209 amino acids. The transcript is spliced from 7 exons. NCBI's taxonomy places the organism in Eukaryota, Metazoa, Arthropoda, Branchiopoda, Diplostraca, Daphniidae. The record is from RefSeq and is a predicted model, not a curated record.
AGUGUGUGCGUUUCGUUACUCAAGCAAACUCGUUUGCUGUAGGAGAAAUGGAACAUUUUAAUGUGAUUUCACUUUCAUCUUCGCCAACUCGAUCUCGCUUUGCCAACGCAAUGCAGGUUUAGCAUUCGAAUGUCGUCCAGGACAGAGUCAUCGCGUGCCAGAAGAAUGAACAAUAUUAUGAGACCAGAUGCAUUGACAUCAGAAAUAAUGCGAUGUAAAUGCUUCGAAACUAUCAAGAGUUUUAUUUUAAAUUGGUUGUCUAAAACCAGACCAAUAAGGUUGAGGUGCUACUUCAUGCAGCUGCGGAUGAUGGAGUAGGGAAAAGAAGCGGAUACCGCUGAUGCGCAGCCGAUAUGGAACCCCUACAGACCAAGGGUAGAUUGUUCCACUCGAAGGACUGGCUAUCCAUCUGGUUCCGUGAAUGACAAGGAUACGAUCAGUGAGUAUAAAUUCAAAAGCUGGCUACUCUAAAAUUCAGUUCACUCUGCGCUCUUGUGUCUUCAAGCAAUUAUUCAGCGAACCGACAUGCAAACCUCUGUGGCCCUUGUCGUUUUGAUGGCGUGCAUUGUCUCUGCCCAGUUCCCGACCGGUUGGAACUACAACCCUUAUCUCUACUACCCCUACACCGCACAACAGCCACCUGUUCAAGAAACACCGGAAGUGGCUGCUGCCCGCUCUGCCCAUUUAGCGAUUCACGCACUAGCCAAAUCCCAUGCUGUCAAGCCUACACCAGUUACGGCACACUCGGCUGCCGUAUCAACUACCCCUCAUGUAUGGGCCGCUAAACCGGGACAUCAAGGAGCCUCUUACGCAACUGCAUCAAGUUCAGUUGUUACGAAUUCAGGUGUACCACAACAAGUUCAAGAAACGGCCGAGGUAGCUGCCGCUCGCCGUGCUCACAUGGCCGCUCACGCCCUUGCAGCCGGGAGGGUUGUGACCGUAGUCCCCGCCCAGCCGUCUUCGACGGCCUUUGCGAGCCAACAACUUGGCAAUUCUAUUGCGUCUAACACGAACGCAUUCGUUUCGAGCCUUCCUUCUUUCCUGCCGGCGGUGACUUGGGGUCCGCCUCAGCCCGUUCAAGACACUCCCGAAGUUCAGGCUGCUAAACUGGCGUUCUUCCGCGCUUAUCGAGAGGCGUUAGCUCGCUUUGGUUAACACUCACCUCUAUCAGUUAUUCGUUUUCUGUAGACUAAACCCCCUAACCAAUUUGAUUAACCGUUAAUAUUCUCAUUUAAGUACUAAUAUGGACAUUCAACGGAAUACUUCUCUCUUUUCUGUACACAUCUAGACUUUUUGUAUAGUUGGAAUUCCUUGUUUAGAAAAAUGUCCUCUUGAAAGACAUGAAUUUUUCGUUAACGAAGGCUUCGAAAUAAAGCGUCUUUUGCUGGCUGAAACAAGGAGCUACUACUUGUUAAUAGACAAAUGCUAAGUCGUAAUUAGUUGUGGACUUAAUUAGCGAUUUAGCUCGUGUCUGCGACCAGUUCUGUCACUAAAUAUUUGCAAUUGCAAGGCUAUCUAACUUCAUUUUCACGUUCUGCGGGACAGUAGAUUGAUGUCCCAUAAACCUGUUAGCAAUUUUUACUUGGUUUAUGUAGAUUGGGUUGUGUUCGCUUAUGAUAUAGCCGUUAUUGAAAGAUGUCAGAUAAUGAACGCCUUUGCUGAUUUCUGAAACUGCGUCUUGCCCUUAGAACACAGUCGGGAAGUGAUGGCUG